GAUCUAAACAAUCAACAACACCACCACAAUCACAACAACAACAACACCCAAAGAACCACGAUACACCGCCAUCAAAAUGGUAAACCUGGGGAGACUCAUACAGAAAAUCAAAGAGAAAGCAUUAAGAGAUGGAGACAAUCAAGGCACAGUAUCAGAAGACGACUUCCAAGAAAUCCGAAAGCACCUACAGAUGAAGAUCCCAGAGAAACACCCUCAAGCUACCCCAGAUCAACUACAGCUCAUCUUGGCCAAUAGUUUUUGCAACUACUUUUGGGGCAAGAAGCAAGCUGAGAAGGUAUUUCCAGAAGAGUUUACUCUACAGACAAUUCCAGAGCAACCACAAGAGGCUAUUCAAGUCACACCCAGCAGCGAGCCAGAGACUCAAAGAGUCGCACCACACCCAGAAACUCCAUUAGUCAACCAGUCGACCCCAACACCACAGCAAAGUCAGACCGCUGCCAUCUUUCCCAAUUUUACUGCAGAACAAUGGGUGGCUAUGACCAAAAAUAGUCCAGAGGUUGCAAAAAUGAUGCUUGAACGCAUCAGUGCUACUACUGGCAAAGCCAACCAAUCGAAAGAAAGCAGCAUUCAUCAUGAAUCCUCAUAGAGACCCCAAGAGGGCCCCAUGAAGAAAUCUCAAGAAAACCUCGCCAAUAAUUCUCAAGAAAGCCAGCAGCACCCCAUGCCGAGCCAAUUAGGUGAUCCAAGUUUAUAUCAGCAGUUGAAGGCCAUGAAUACCCCAUCGAUUUAUGCCCCAACUCCUGGCAGUGGACCAGCCCAGCGUCUCGCUGCUGCACCUGUUGGACAAUGGAGUCAAGGCUCUUCAGUAGUCAAGUCUUCUAAUCAGACACAAUACAGCAUAGCCUCCAAGAAUUCCGGAAAACCCAAGUACACUAGUGCAAAGGGUCAACCAAGAGAAGAGAGAUAGAAGUCCCAGGCCAGACAAAGAGAAGGCAUCGAUAAGAGUGGACCCCUCAUCCACACACUGCCCACUCGUGUCGGUGAAUGGCAACCAUACUACAGCGUAUUGGUCAAGGCCCAAAUCAAGCAAGUCUAUAGCCAAUUUGUAGGGCUACAUGGCGAACACGUCAAAGAGUGCCAAAAAUUCUUCGGAGUUCAGUUUGCCAAUAAUUACUUACAGAUAGAGGGCAAGACUGUUCUCAUUCUUCUAGUUCAAACAUUUGAAGAAUAUCAAACGAUCGAAGAGGUACCCUCAGAGAUACGAGACGCACUUCAAGCAGCAUAUGAGUUUUUACAGAUCUGGCUUUUUUCUGGUGUGAACAUAUCAAGACCCAUAUCAGACAUGCUUUUUUGGGUAAUGGGAGACCCAGUUAUCCGCACCCCUGAACAGCCACAUUUGCAAGCUUUCUGUUUAAGGAACCAACAGAAGUACGAAAUGUUAAAAGAAGAUUUAAGGUAGAAGAAACAAUCAGAGGAGAAGUCUCUCCAGUUUCGCGACAGUCCAGGUCACGCGUCCAACCUACCUAGAAAUAUCGACAAACAAGCUAUCAUCAAAGAACAAUACCGAGAAAUCGGUAAUGGUGGACCUCUUCCAUCCUACAUCCUGCGUACAGAUAAGCAAAGAGCACAGAGAUCUAAUAAUGCAUUUGCAUCUUUGGGUGCUGGCUCGCAGCCAACAUCAGGACAAGUCCCAACUCAGGUACCAUCUAUUGGUGAAGGCAUCUCCCUUCUACCCAGUGAAGAAAAUGAGAUUCAGAUACUCACAAAAGAAAUGGAAACAAUGCGUAUCUUCGCUGAUGUUUCACAUGAUGGAAUCACAGACCCAGCUGGAGACUUCGCCAAGAAGUUCCCCGACACGCGCGAAAAGUACAUAGUCGCUCUCUCAAAAAAGGAGAGUUUGGAAUCCAAGGGAAAGGUUGUGACUAGAGUCAUCAAUGGAGGUCUCUCCGUUGAUGAAACUACACAGUUCUCUAGUACCGACCCUCCAAAGACUGAUGAGAUAUCAGGAAAGGAACCAAAAGAGACAAAAGUUGAAGAGGCGAAGGGUGAUUUGGUGGUGCCAGAGAAAAGGGAGGAGGAUGAAGUUGAGGUAUACUGCCCAUAGAUCAUUUGAUCAUUAUUGGCGUGUGAAGGUGUUAAUUUUGGAUCACCUCUUUAGAGGUUUGGGAUGUCUGGGGGAAGACGGUGUAUUUGUUCACCUCAUUGUAGGAAUUCAUACUCUAUUUGGAGUUACUAUUAUAGUUGGGGAUAGGAAUAAUAUUAGAAAUUAAUAUGUUCUCA
Molecule: messenger RNA, 2241 nt
Organism: Botrytis cinerea B05.10
Lineage: Eukaryota; Fungi; Ascomycota; Leotiomycetes; Helotiales; Sclerotiniaceae
Exons: 2
Coding region: 77-607 (176 amino acids)
Source: RefSeq, a predicted model, not a curated record